GGAACAGGAAGGCAGGUAGAUCCGGAGGAGGGUAGGGAAGAUAGUGAAGAUGGCAGCAUCGAAGGUAGCAAGGAUAGUGAAGAUGGUGAAGACAGUGAUGGGGAAUACAAUACUAAUUACAGUUGUGAGGGUAAGCCCUAUAAGGUCAGGGGGAGGGCACUUACAUGUGAACUCCACAGCCUUCUCUACAAGAUUGAGUGCAAUCGGAUUGCAGAGAAGGCAACGGAGGUCGUACAUUCAGUAGUGGGGAAGGGCCAUUCCAAUUUACCCGAAAGUAAAUUUAGUGUCCUCACAAAGUUCAGACCUAAGGACACGAACCUCCACCAAAUUCAUUAUGAAGUAUCAACAAAUAUGGGCCUUUGUCAGAGUAACAUGACAUAC
Messenger RNA from Porites evermanni, 381 nucleotides. The record is from the annotation of a GenBank genome assembly. Lineage: Eukaryota; Metazoa; Cnidaria; Anthozoa; Scleractinia; Poritidae.